Messenger RNA from Parnassius apollo (apollo), 372 nucleotides. Lineage: Eukaryota; Metazoa; Arthropoda; Insecta; Lepidoptera; Papilionidae. The record is from the annotation of a GenBank genome assembly.
AUGUUGCCAGGUUAUGAAUACAUCCAUUCAUUUUUGGACGAGAGCACUGGUUUAACGGUAUCUAGCAAGUUCGUGCUACCUUUGUACCAGCACAUUGUCAACGUAAGGCAUCCUAACAUGGCUUUCCUUGGCGUUGUUAAGCAAGUUAUUACCAGAGUGAUGGAUGCACAGGAUCAUUACUUCGCCAACUUAAUAAAUGAGGGCGGUGUGGUACGAGCAACGCCAGUACUUACAGAAAUACGAGACUUCAAUGCUAAGAACCGUCUAGAUGAUUUGUUGAACUACCGAGACUAUGAUUAUGAGACACAAGACAAUAAUCACUACGAUAGAAAGUACAAUCCAAGACCAGAGAAUACGUGCCCUGUACUGUAG